Molecule: messenger RNA, 870 nt
Organism: Penicillium odoratum
Lineage: Eukaryota; Fungi; Ascomycota; Eurotiomycetes; Eurotiales; Aspergillaceae
Product: BTB/POZ domain-containing protein
Exons: 3
Coding region: 1-870 (289 amino acids)
Molecular function (GO): protein binding
Source: RefSeq, a predicted model, not a curated record
AUGCUCUCCAAGAAAAAUCCCCCUCAGACUCCCUCGGGUGCUUUUACUCGUUAUCGAGCUGCAAAAGCAUCCAUGAGCAGGCCGAAGCGCAAUGUCAGAGAUAGCUCUAGCUCCGGCAGUUCUAGGCGCAUAGAGAUAGAACCCCGGCGAAGACCGGCGUGUCCUCCAGAUGUAUCCUCUCCAAAACCAUCAACAUCACCCGUCGUCCUCAUCCAUGUCGGUAAAGAAAAUCGCCUCUUCGCAGCACAUGAAAACAUCCUCUCCGCAUCCCCAUUCUUCGCCCAACACUGCCAAUCGCAGACCCCCUCCCCACCCUCCCGCGCACACCCACACAUCCAAUCCCCAGGAAAACGAAUCAACCUCCCAAACGAACAACCCGAAGUCCUCUCCUGCGUACUAGAGUACCUCUACAAAGGCGACUACUACCCGCGACUAAGACACAAUGCACGACGCAAGGCGUGGGAAUUAGAAGACGACAAAGAUGACGAUGGAACAAGCGCAGGCGCAACGCUCUUCCACACUGAAGUCGGAGAAGUUAUCUUGAGAGAUACGGCUAUAUAUUGCGCGGCUGAGAAAUUCAAUCUCCCGGCUCUACAGCGUCUUGCGCUUCGGAAACAGGGUCUUCAUACUGGUAUCACGGUGAAUACUAUUCUGGCGAGUGCGCGGUAUGCAUAUGCGCAUACACCUGAUACGGAGUCGAAGCUGCGGGCGCAUUAUCUUGCACUGAUUAUCCGGUGUCGGGGGACAUUUAAGCGGAGUGGGACUAUGCAGAUGGAGAUGGAACGGGGUGGGAAGUUGUUUUUUGAUUUGUUUGUUGCUAUGUGUAAUCAUAUGGUAAGUUUCUUUUUGGCUUCGGUAGAUUAUCUGUGA